Messenger RNA from Perognathus longimembris pacificus (Pacific pocket mouse), 702 nucleotides. It is a transcript of the gene Kcnip3, whose product is annotated as potassium voltage-gated channel interacting protein 3. Gene Ontology annotation, molecular function: potassium channel regulator activity; RNA polymerase II cis-regulatory region sequence-specific DNA binding; calcium ion binding. The transcript is spliced from 8 exons. The coding region runs from base 1 to 693 and encodes 230 amino acids. Gene Ontology annotation, biological process: regulation of potassium ion transmembrane transport; negative regulation of transcription by RNA polymerase II. Gene Ontology annotation, cellular component: nucleus; voltage-gated potassium channel complex. Lineage: Eukaryota; Metazoa; Chordata; Mammalia; Rodentia; Heteromyidae. The record is from RefSeq and is a predicted model, not a curated record.
AUGGGCAUCCAGGGCAUGGAGCUGUGCGCCAUGGCGGUGGUGGUGCUGCUGUUCAUCGCCGUCCUCAAGCAGUUCGGGAUCCUGGAGCCCAUGUCCGCCGAAGACAGCAGCGACAGCGAGCUAGAACUGUCCACCGUGCGCCACCAGCCCGAGGCCCUGGAGCAGCUGCAGGCGCAGACCAAGUUCACCAAGAAGGAGCUGCAGUCUCUCUACCGGGGCUUCAAGAACGAGUGCCCCACAGGCCUGGUGGAUGAGGACACCUUCAAGCUCAUUUACUCACAGUUCUUCCCGCAGGGAGAUGCCACCACGUACGCGCACUUCCUCUUCAACGCCUUCGACGCCGACGGGAACGGGGCCAUCCACUUCGAGGACUUCGUGGUCGGGCUGUCCGUCCUGCUCCGGGGCACCGUCCGGGAGAAGCUCAAGUGGGCCUUCAACCUCUACGACAUUAACAAGGACGGCUACGUCACCAAGGAGGAGAUGCUGGCCAUCAUGAAGUCCAUCUACGACAUGAUGGGCCGCCACACGUACCCCAUCCUGCGGGAGGACGCCCCCCUGGAGCACGUGGAGAGGUUCUUCCAGAAAAUGGACCGGAACCAGGACGGGGUUGUGACCAUCGAGGAGUUUCUGGAGACCUGUCAGAAGGACGAGAACAUCAUGAGCUCCAUGCAGCUGUUCGAGAACGUCAUCUAGGGCGCGGGC